Epinephelus moara (kelp grouper) is the source of this 12413-nucleotide messenger RNA. RefSeq names its product Ras converting CAAX endopeptidase 1a (gene rce1a). The transcript is spliced from 8 exons. Lineage: Eukaryota; Metazoa; Chordata; Actinopteri; Perciformes; Serranidae. Gene Ontology annotation, cellular component: endoplasmic reticulum membrane. Gene Ontology annotation, molecular function: metalloendopeptidase activity. The record is from RefSeq and is a predicted model, not a curated record. Gene Ontology annotation, biological process: CAAX-box protein processing. The coding region runs from base 69 to 1037 and encodes 322 amino acids.
UGUUAAAUGGUCCAGCAACCGUCCCGGUGCCGAGUAGUUGUUUGCUUCAGUCUCAACCGGCAGUCGUUAUGGCAGAGGAGGAGGAUUUAUUACCAAACCUUGUGACAGAGGAGAUGAGACACAGCAAUGGCGACUUCGUACCUCCUGACGGUUUAUGUUGGAUGUCAGUGCUGUCCUGUCUGCUGCUGGCCUGCUCUUAUGUUGGCAGUUUAUAUGUGUGGAGGAGUGACCUGCCCAGGGAUCACCCCGCUGUGAUAAAGAGACGCUUCACCAGUGUCCUCAUCGUGUCGGGCCUGUCGCCUCUCUUUGUGUGGGCAUGGAGAGAAUUCACAGGUGUCAGGACUGGCCCAUCGUUACUGGCUCUCAUGGGGAUCCGGUUUGAAGGUCUCAUUCCUGCCAUAGUACUUCCUCUGAUGCUCACCAUGGUCCUAUUUCUGGGCCCCCUCAUGCAGUUGGCUAUGGACUGCCCCUGGAGCUUCAUGGAUGGGAUCCGGGUGGCUGUAGACCCCUGGUUCUGGUCAUUGUGUUUCAGUGACAUGCGCUGGUUGAGGAAUCAGGUGGUGGCACCGCUCACAGAGGAGCUGGUGUUCAGGGCCUGCAUGCUGCCCAUGUUGGUGCCCUGUGCUGGUCCCUUCACUGCCAUCUUUACCUGCCCCCUCUUCUUUGGAGUUGCUCAUUUCCACCAUGUGAUUGAGCUGCUGAGGUUCAGACAGGGAACGCUGUCAGGGAUCUUCCUCUCUGCAGUGUUCCAGUUCUCUUACACAGCAGUGUUUGGGGCUUACACUGCCUUCAUCUUCAUCAGGACAGGUCACCUGAUGGGUCCAGUGCUCUGCCACUCCUUCUGUAACUACAUGGGUUUUCCCGCUAUCAGCACAGCGAUGGAGCACCCCCACCGCCUCACCGUCCUCUCCUCCUACCUGAUGGGGGUCCUCCUCUUCCUCCUCUUCCUCUUCCCCUUCACUGACCCCUCCUACUACGGUCUCCCUACACCGGUGUGCACCCUCACCUCCUCCCCCAGCUCCCUCUGCCUUUCCUGAUCCCUGUCCCCACACACAUCUCUGCUGCUGUCACGUCACCUUCCACUGAUGAAGCAGUCAAGGGCGUAUUUUUGCCAAGUUAGGGUUCAGGUAAGGUCCAGUUUGGACCUACAGCGUUAACAGCCAUGUGGACUAUGUUGCCAUGGAGAGGUCGGGAAAUCUGUAGCCAUUUUCUAUGGUCUAUGGACCCUGGAUAUGUCAAUGCAUUACAUGACAUAUUUCAGUUAAUCAGCUGAAGUACAGCUGACUCAGUUUGGGCAGGUGGGGGGUUCGUAAUGGGAAUGAAGUAUGACUGUCUGGUUGAAGGACAGUCUUUGUAAUCUUUGGCCUUAGCUGCCAUGCUGAUACUGAUUUUAGUGUAGUUACAACACUGAAGGACAGUUCCUCCUCAGACCCUCUCAUGCUGACAGAUCUCAUCAAUUUGUGAUGAAGCAUCAUAAUGUACCUUUUUGGUGUACUCAUAUUCCACUGCUGCCUCUUCUUUAAAGGAUAAUUCUGGUUAAUACAACUUUGGUCUUAUUUUAGUAAUUUUGGCAGCCAUUAAUGUGAGUUAUAUGAGAAAGUUAUUGGAAGGAUUUGGAAACUAAGACAUCACAAAAAAGUCCAGUCAGACAAGUGGAAAUGAAAUCCCAGGGCAACAGUAAAAUUAUUACAAAGUGUCUGUUUGCACUGUGGUGAGAAUAGUCACACUGCAGCUAUUCAGCUAUUUAAACCCAUUCCUCUGCCGCGUUAUUAUGGACCCCACUGUGUGCUGUGAUAGACUAGUACUUGUGACCAGGGUUGGAAUUUAACCUUUUUGUCCACCUGCCACUGAGGCUGGUGGAUUCUAAAUCUACCAGUCAGUCAAUAGAUGAUCUUUUUUGGGCAUAUUCUACCAGCAUUUGGGUGGUGGCUGGUGCUAAUUUCCAACCCUGCAAGUGACACGUCGAGGUUGAAGGUGGUAAGGGUAAGAGCAAAGAGUUCAUGGUAAGGCAAGUACUAGCCAAUUUCGGGUAUUCUCUGAGAUUAAAGUAGUAAAAAACUGGUAAAGCACAGGACUUUCACACAGGAGACUGUUUGAGUCCCGAGUGAGUCAUUGUGGGCUUAUUAUUUUUAGAAUAAGUUGACAUAUUAUUGUCAAUUCUUAGGAUGUAUUAAGCUGCUACAUGUACAUUAUGUACAUAACCUUUAGCAGAAUAGCUGAGUAGACCUGUUUUGCAAGGACACCCAGGAAUAUACACCUGGACAUGAAGAGCUACAAAGGCUAUUUACACACAGAUGUUAACAGCUACAUUGGCUAUUUAUCCCCAAAUGCUAUUAGCUACAUAUGUAGGUAAGUAGCUACAGCUAGUGUAACUACUUACACCCGAGUGUGAAAAGUUACAUUGGCUGUUUACACCCUAGUGUCAAUAGUAGUGAUGGUCAGGACACCUGGGUGCAAAUAGCAUCUGCCAAAUUAUUACCCAUUUGUGAAGAUCAGCCCACUUCCUGGUUCAACUUUGAAAAACUGUACUUGUUGUAGUUGUAUUGCAUUAGCGCUGCAGCUGUUUAGUGUUUUCAAAUUGUUAUGGAUUCCGUCACACUCGCUUUCAGCUUGACUUCCAAUAACAUGGUUAAGAUAAUCUUGAUAAACUGUGUCGCCCCUCUUAACCAAUAGAAAUGAUGGCCUCUGAAAAUAAGACCUGAGUUCUGCUAAGCGACAGGUCUCAUCCAAGUAUAGAGUUUUCGGUCAAAAAAUGAAAAAAAAAAGCUUUAGGUCUCAGGUCAGGUUCGGAUUUUACAUUUGGCUGAACUGGUUGGGUUCAGUGGAAUCUAGCAGGUACUGUAUAGGCCUGAUUUGGGUCGUUGUUUUAGUAAACCAGAAUUAGCCUUUAACACCUUUGAGCACCUCCUGAGUGACGCAUGGGUUAUGGAGGAACAGUCUUUCCAGUGAACACAGCGAGAGUCACAACCCUUACACAGAACUCAACAUCUUUAAUGGCUGCACUGCAUUCUGGUCUAUAGAUGUUCAUAGAGAUGUUGGCAUCUUUGCCUCUCCUGGUUGGGAGGUUUUCUUGAUAUGACUGUUCAAUGACAAAUGACCCUGCUGUAGCUGUACCAGAGUUAAGGACUGUUGGGUGACACCUUGGUGUGAUGUAGGAAUAGGAAAUAUACACCAGGAAUUCAAUCUGCAUCACCUACAGUUGUUUUUAAUGUUGUGGUUUCGUUUUUAAACAGUGACAUUUCAUCUGGAUUUCUUCUAUGUUUGAAAUCAGACACGAUGACUCUGCUGUUGCAGAGAAGCAUUUUGCUGGAAGCGCUCAGUGUUUUGUACGAUAUAUUAAUGAUUAUUUAUAUACCUCUGCAUGUUUCAGUGCUGGUAGUUGUUGUUUUGUUGGUGAAAGUGGGUGAUGGGAUAGGUUUGGGGGGGGGGGGUGUCUACUCUUCAUAAUGGCUGAAACAUCCUCUGUGUAAGUGCACAAACACAAAUGACAAACUGGUUGUACGUACUCAUAGGAGAAAGGUCUAAUGUCCUCAGGGAGGUGAAACGUGACUGGGUGAUACUGGGACUUAGGCUGGGCUGCCAUGAUAAUUGUGGAAAAAAAUAGAACAUUGCACAUUUGGUUUGGUUUAUUUAAAACGUUCACACCUGUUUGGUUUAAACAAACCCUGGUGUGUGUUAACCUGUUGAGUAUGGUUUGUUUGAGCUGAUGAGAAAGCUGUCAGUCAGACUGUGGUGUGGUUAAACAACCGGAUUGAGACUGCUUGAAAAGAAUAUAUUCUUUUCUCUAAUUAAUCACAUAGUCAAAAGCAGUUAAAGGGUAACUUUUGGUAUUUUUUAACCUGGAUUCUAUAUCCCAUGUUUUUGUGUGUAAAUGACUAAUGGGAACAACAACAACUUUUGAUAUUGGUCCAGCAUUAAGCACUGCCAGCAGUGGCGAAACAGGCUGUAAUAUAAUUCUUGGGGGCAACUAAGCACGAGUAUUUGUUUUUGCCACUGACAGGCUCAGAUUGUUAUGCUGAGUGUCUGACAACAUUAUUGAAAAAGACCCCUACAGAGACAAACCUUUUGUUGAAGAGUAAUAUCUUUUUUGUGUAACCAGAAACAGCCCCGAAAUUUGCCAACACCAAAUCCACCAGAUUCCAUUUAUAUAAACAGUAUUUUAUCAUUGUUAAACACACUUCAAAGUUGAUAGAAACAAAAUAAAACCCACAAAACCCGUCUUUCAUCUACCCACUGUUCCAACAAUCACCAACUCAAGUUCGGUUAAAAUGAGUUCUUAAUUCACUCAGUUAGAUGUGAAAAUAUGCUGGCUCUAUACACGCUGAAAUGACUGUUUAUUUAAAUGGAGUCAAGUGGAUUUGGUGAAGAGGAUUUCAGGGCUGUCUCUGGUUAAACAAAAAGAUCAUACUCCUUAACAAAAAGGUCUGUUUCUAUGGGGAUCCUUUCAAUAAUGUUGUCAGACACUUAGAAUAGCAAUCUGAAGCUGCCAGUGAUAUAAACAAGCACUUUAUAUGGAUGUAAAUUGAUGGUGCUCAGUUGCCUGCAGGGGUACAUUGCAGCCUGUUUCACCACUGCUGGCUGCAGUACUCUCACUCAGUACUGGACUAAUUUGAAAAGUUGUUGUUUCUAUUAGUCACGUAGACACAAACACGUAAAAAUAAGGUCCGGGUUGGAAAAUACUAAAUUUAGCCUUUGAAUUUCAGUGAGUUGUGCUUGUAUCAUCCAUGUACUUCAGUGGUUUAUGAAGUCCAUUACGAAGUGUGUGACAAGUGGUUUUUUUUGUUUGUUUGUUUUUUCUAGCCUGAAGCGUCCGCAUUUGUGUCCUUACACAGAGUAUGUUUUUGGUCUUAAAGCUGGAGAUUAUUAUUAGUUGUCUUUUUUCCAAGGAUCUUUACUUUGAGUUCCUAAAAUGGCCUGUAAGCCUUUUUAUCAUAUGCUGAUUGCUAAUUGUUUUUCCAUUUUGAGCAUCUUGCCCACAGGAGCUUACAGUCCAUAAACUAGACACUAUUCAGAUUUGGUCCUUUGAUUUUUUUAGGCUGUCUCUCACCCAGUAUAUCUGUAGAUGCAAUAGGUGUGAUAAUGCCUACUGCUCCCAUUCUCUCUUGCUUUACUCAUAUAUUGCCUUUAAUUGAAGUGAGCCCAAGACUCUCACACUCAGGUGUCAUUUAAUAGAGGCAAGAAUGCUCCAACCACUGCACUGCAUGCUGCUACCACUAUAUUUAUAAUGCAGAUCCAGAAAAGGUCAGUGUGCACAUGACCUACCUUAUCAAGGGAAACUUAAUUAUUUGUUUUAAUAGUUUUGGCCAUCAUUCCCAUCAGUUCUGGUGGCAUUUAAUCAUUAACACAGGUAUCUACAGAGUUCAAAUGGAGUCGCAAAUGGUUGUUACACAAGCAGUCAGAAAGGUUAUAAGUAAAUCAACUGUUUGUUUACCCCAUUUUGCCUUAAAGGGACAAUUUACCCCCAAAUCAAAAAUAUAUAUUUUGUCCUCUAACCUGUAGAGCUAUUUAUUGGUCUAGAUUGUUUUGUUGUGAGCUACCAAGUGUUGGAGAUAUCAGCUGUAGACAUGUCUGCCUUCUCUCCAAUAUAAUGAAACUAGAUGGCACUCGGUUUGUGGUGCUUAAAGCACAAAAAAUAAUCCAUUUGAAAAAUUCAUUAGUAAUGUCUCUUUGCAGAAAUCAUGACCCAGUUACUCAAAAUAAUCCACGGACCUUGUUGUAAGCAGUUUAAUGUAGGAACUAUUAAGUGUCAAAAUACACUUGGCAACUAUAUCACCAUGCAGAAGGAAGUGUACAUCUACUGCUAGCUUCCCUAGCACCAUUGAGCUAGCUAAUGUUUCAGCUCAGUUGAGGAGGACGCCAUUAAUGUUUACAUCUCCUGAUGUUAUGAGCACAAGCCUCUCAUCCAUGAGUAGAUACACACUUCCUUCUGCACUUCCUUGAGUAACCUGGUCAUGAUUUCUUGAAAGAGACAUUGCUGUUGAGUUUUUAAAUUUUUUUUUUUUUUUUUGUGCCGUAAGCACCCCAAGCCAUCUUGGCCAUCUAGUUCCAUUAUAUUUCAUUCAGAGCAGGCAGACAUCUUUAUGUCCCUUUAAGGGACACCUGGAAUGUCUGAUCUCUGAUCUCAAACUGGAUUUGAAGCCAGUUUGACAAAGCAACCAAACCGUAUAAUUACUACCUCUGGGUCAAUCUUGAGAUGCCAUAGGGCCCAAAAGACUUUCCCAUAGACUUACGUUUGGAAGGAAAUGUCUGUAAAUCAGUAGAUACAUUUUUUUUUGCUCCUGUGAAAUGACUUGGUGCACUCUUGGGAGUCCAUUCAGUUUUCUAACAUUUCAAAAGUCGCAACAAGAGCCGCAACACUACAUCAUUUUAUCCCCAUUCACGUUAACAGAAGGCUAAACCGAAAGUAGCUGGCUUGAUAGUUAAACUGAAAGAAGCUGGCUCGGCUGACAAAGUCUCUAGUGCAUUUACUGUAUGGUGCCUAAUGAUCAAACAAUCAGCAGCAAAACAAAAGCAAACAGUCCAGGCCAUCUGAGUAACUGGUGGCUCAUGCUAACACCCCAAUUUAGGAAAUGUGUCACCAGUAAAACAGAUGUUGGAGCAUAUACAAAUCAAAUGCUUGUGUUAGAGUCCAAAUUAGCCCCCUGAAUUAAUAGCUAAUGCAAAUGAGCUAGUCCGUAGUGUCCGAGGUUAACUCAGACCAGGCCCUCAGGAAGUGCUCUGGGCUUUGAAGCCAAUUUUCAUAAUUACCACACAGUGAAAUUACAACUUCGGAGUCUGUCACUUGAUGACACUGGAAAAAUACUUUCCCCAUACCUUUACACAGUAAAGGUCAGUGGAUACAAUUUUUUAAGCCUCACAACCCCCAUGAAAUGACUUGUCUUACUAUCAGAAUUUAAUGCAUUUGGUCCAAUAACAUUUGGAAAGUCUGGAGGAGCCACAUGAUGAAAUCAUUUUAUCCCAUUUCAAGUUAGUGGAGCACUAAACUCGAAGUAGCAUGCUCAGCCAGUAGUCUCUAGUGCACUUGACACGGUAAUUUUGGUAAAGUUGAACUUUCUUGGCUACAUGCUCCACUAAGCAACUUUCAUAGGAAUGUACAAGGCCCCGCCUCCAAUGCUUUGUCCAGUUCUCUUGACACAUCCAUGGUGCACAUGUAUUGCAGAGGGGAUUCACAUUGGGUCCAAGCUAUUCCACUGAUUGACAGUUGGUUGCAGUGAGAAACACAGCAAUACACCAACAAAGGCAGGGAGGAAGAAGAUUGCUAGCUUGUGAACACGGACAGAGACAAUACAUGAGGUAAAACAUAAAACAGAAAUGCAUCCAACACUUUGUUAGGCCCCACGAAUACACACAGUGUGUUUUGUAGAGGACUGAAUGUAAAUCUGAUAUUUGUGUGUUUACAGGGAAACUCCAGGGCACCUUUAAGUGUAGAGCAACAAUUGCCUAGUGUCCUGAUUUUUAAGUGGUUGCUCUCACCAGACCUUAGGAAUAGUUUGUCUUAAAUGCCAUCAGACACUGUUAGAAAUAAUGGCCAAAACUUUAUGAAGUCAGAGUUGUGUGUACUAGACUUCUUUGCAAUCUUGUCAUAUUCUGGUUCUCCAGAGGCGACAUCAGCACGCAUCACUGGCUUUAUUUCUUUAAAAAUGUUAUUUAAUUUGACCUCAUAGAGUGAUUGGUACAACCAGCCAGUGUCCUUGCUGUAAUAACAGCCAAUGUGUAAAACUAGAAGAUGACUCGUUAACCUCUCACUGCCAGGGGCGUAGCAGCAAAUUCUGGGCCUUACGCUUAAGCAGUCAUGGUGGACCCAUCUCUCUCACGCACAUUUUGAAAUUUUUUUUCAAAGUCAGUUUGUAUUCUUUCCCUUUCCUUUCCUUUAUGGGGAUUUUCUGUGCUUGGGGAAAUAUAUGAGCAGCAUAUCAAUCACCUACUCAGCAGUAGCUCAGUUUAGAGACGAAUCCUAGUGCAGGGCCGGACUAAACCACUUGGCUGAAUAAAUCAGUCCUUCAACUGAUUUAUUCAGCCAAUUUAAUCUAGUUAUGUCACUAAUUAUUUUGAAAAUUGCAAACAAAACCAGACUUUUCAUUCCAGGCCCUCCUUCCUUUGGGGCCCUGGGUGAUCAGUUCCACUUUUCCCCCCACAACAAUGCCCCUGCUCACUCCACUGUUUGAGGUGAUUUGUAACUCACAGGUGGUGAUAUCUGAGGUGCUUCUGAGAGUGACUGAACUCAAAAUGGCAAAAACACUCUAAGCUAUAUUUAUACUGUGAAGAAGAAGAGGUGGGCUGUUUGGGUCUUCAGCAAUAAAUCCUGUAUGUGGGAACGUUUUUGGAUCCAUUUUAUGUGAUAGAGCAUGUGAAGCAGAAGAUGAAACAUGUCUGUUUAUGUAUGCUAACCACUGGUGGUAGUGGAGUUGGUAGGUUGUAGCUCACCUACACGAAGCUGCCAGCAGAGGGAGUCAGAGCACUUUGUCAGAGGCAGAGUUACUGUGAACUCACUGAGGGCGACUCUCCAUUCUGUUUAUCAGCCUGUCUGACAGCCGUCAUCCGUCACUGGAAAACCAAUUCGCUCUAACUUAUUUUAACUUUAGCUUCAACACAAUUACGUCCCAAUAGAGGAGACUGAUGCAGAGAAGAGGGACCCUGUGGUGAGACUUUCACUGAUGCUGGAUCCCUGUUAGAAAGUUUGUUCUGCCACAUUUUGUGUUUCAUACCAAUAGAUUUGUUGUCGUAUACCACAUCCAUACUCUACAAAUAAGCUGUACAAUAGUCAGUAACAUUUUGCCCCAAGGUUGAAUUGUAUUCACAUAUUAAUGGAUCAUCUAUAAGAGCUGGAGGUCCAGUCUGGGUUUCACUGGAGUUUUGUGACUCAGUCUUUACAGUAAUUCCCAGGACCUCAGUGAGUGUCUACAAAUCCUGUAAAUGUGGCUAUAGUAAAGUUUUCAAAUAUAGGGUCAGGGUUAAGGUGAAAAUUAAAUUUGAUUAUAUAGACAAGAUAAUAUGCCUCAAACCUAUAUAAAGCCACUAUGUGUAGAUUUUGCAAUACAUGUAAUUACAGCAUCUUUUAAAUGAUUUUUCUGUCAGGUUGUUUUUUUUGUAGAAAAAAGAGUCGUUUCCAGUGAAAAUUGGUUUCAGACUUUGGCCUCUAGUUUACUGUUGGUGAACUGGCACUGUUGCUGUGCUGUGUUGAUCUGUAAACAAACUGAAUCAAACAGGGGCUGUUUGUUGCUUUUAGCCUUUGAUUCUCAGUGUCCAGGGGAUGGGUGUUUCCAUAGUUACUUUGAGGGUGUAGCCAGGGCAGUCCAUAAGAGGAGAAAAGGGGGGCCCAGUCGCUAGGGGGAGCCCAUGGAAGCCAGCAAUAAUAACCAAAUUUUAUUUUGAACUUAAAUAUGCACCAAGGAUUUUUUUUUUUUGGUUUUUAGUAAAAUGUGUCCUGUUUCAUAACAAAACCCCCUCUCAUUAAAAAGUGAGUCUCUUUUUUUCUGCACUAUUGCUAAAAAGAAAACACGGGUGGUGGGCUGCAUGGUCUGAGAAAUUUACUGAUCUAAACUAACCAUUAACUAAUGUUUGAAUGAAUUUCCCUACUAUGCUGGGAACUACAAAAGAGGAAGCAGGAGAGGGCCUUAAACUCAAAUAAUAAUAUAAUGAACUUUUUUCAGUCAGCUCAGAAAGCUGCUCUGACCCAGAUUCAAAUGGCGAAUGAUAGCUAGGAGGUUAAUGUUACAAUGACGUAGCUAGCAUGAGUGAAGGAGUCACUAGACAUUUCUGUGGGCAGUGUAUCAAUGUACAUCACUGUUAGCCACAAUGUCUUUUGAUGUUACCACUGGUGGGCGCCACAAUUUAAAAAAAAAAUGCUGCACAUAGUGGCUUUCAUUUAUUAAAAUCAACAUCAAUCAAAUAAUCAUCAAAGCUCAACUUUAGAAGUCUCCUACAACCUCAUUGCCUGUUAAGAGUGUGCCAUACCAUUGUUCCGACAGCCCAAAAAUUCCGAAGCCCCAUUAGUCCAAAAAAUGUCCCACUGGACUGAAAGUCCAUUUCUCCGAUAGCCUGUUAUCCAAAAUGGAAACACCUAUCACUCCUCAGUCCAGUUUCUCUGAAAAUACAAACUCUUUGCAUUUACUUUCCCAGUGGUGUUUGAGCCACUGACCCCAGGUGUUUGUACAGACCCUUUGUGGCGUUCGACCACCAAUGCUGAGCAUUUUUACUGACCAUUCGUAGUGUUUCACAGCAGCAUUUGAGCCAGGAUUCGAGGCAUUUUCUUGCGGGGUUGGUGCCACUGAUCCCAUGUUGUUUUACUGACCCUUUUGCAGCAUUUCCAGCAGUGUUUGAGCCACGGUGCCCGGGUUCUUUUACCACCCCCUUUGCAGCGUUUCUCAGUGGCGUUGGAGCCACCAAUCCCAGGUUGUUUUACCAACCCCUUCACGGCAUUUCCCAGCGGUGUUUUAGCCACUGAAUGCAGGGGUUUUUCCCUGUUCCACCCCUGCCUUUCCACUGACUUCUGUGCCAACAAAUGAGGGUGUUUUAAGCCAAAACAUGAUCUUUUCCUAAUCAUAACCAAGUGAUUUUUGUGCCUAAACCCACCCACACUUCACCAAAGUAUUUUUGACAAAUGAAACCUUGUGUUUUACAGAAAUGAACACUGGCAUAAUUUUUGGUUUUGGUUUGUGUAACUGCAGGGAGUGUGCAUUUUCAGAGAAAUAGGACUUUGGAGCAAUGGCUGUUUGUUUUUGGGAUAACCAGCUGUUGGUGAAAUGGGCUUUCAGUCCAGUGAGACAUUUUUCAGACCAACAGGGCUCAGAAAUUUUGGUACGUCAAACAAUGGGCAGUCCCCAUUAAGAGACCCAGCGCAGAACCAAAGGUUCACAAACUAAUAUAUAUGUGCUGUUAUAUCUCUUUGAAGCACUGUUUUCUAAAGGGAAGCAAUCACUUUCUGCAGAAAAAAAUAUUCCUUCCAAUCCUGACAUGAAAUGACAUUCUAGAUCAAGUCACACUUUGCCAGCUGUUCUGUGUCAAGCUUCAUAUUAGCACUUUCUAUUUUCCAUCCUCUCCAUUAGAAAAGGCACACAACAGGGUCAGCCUAUGUCCCUUUUACUUAUUGUUCUAUCCAUUGAGCCCUUUGCUAAGGCUGUCCCCCAAUCAGCUAAUCCAAAUAUCUUAUUGAGUUUCUGCGAAAGAGGAACAGCUCAAGGGUGCUCCCUUUAUUUUCCUCACAGCAAGCUCAGCAGUGAUGAGUGAUUAUGCAUUGUUCCUUCACUCACAGCCCAGACAUUACUCACAAACAGGCUGUCACUCAGAAUACUUAAACUUAUGUCUCUGUAUGAUGUUGAGCUUUUCAGUUUCCUGUCAGCGGCUUAACCUCACACACCACCGGGGUGAAAUACUAGUUUUUUUUAUCACUGCUGUAAAAACAGAAACACUUCAUGUUUCUUUCUCAAACAGCAUCCUCAGCCAACAACAACACGUCAGUAUUUGCUGUUGAAAAUGGUGAAGCUGUAUUAAUAUGCAGAGAGCAGCAUUGACAGAGACUGCAGAGUCUAUUUUUGCUAAGCUUUAGCAGCUCCGUUAUUUUAAUACACAACACCCAGAGGAAGAAUAAUUUCAAAUGUGCAUUUUCAGAACUUGUGAAAAAAAUGAAUCGUGAGUCAGCUGGUGAGACAGAACUCCACAGAUGUUUAUAUUGAGCACUAUCUUUUGUAAUCAGAUCUAUUUUGGUGACAGGAACAGAGUGUACAGAUAUGUGCAUGUAUUUUAUGCUCACUGUGUCACACUUGUUGUACAAUUCAAGUUAGAGACGACAGAACCGUGUUUUAGUAUGACAAUCUUUUACAGAAACUUUGGAAUCACUCUGCAAAAUAUCUAUUUGUAAAUAAAUAAUGUUCUUUUAUAUAUCGCUUAGUGUCUGUGCUGUUAUUGAUGCCUCAGUUCAUUUUCUCUCUGUGGUCUUUGUGAACCAUUUAUGCUGUUUUUUUACUGUAUUAUAAUGAGCUUUAGGAUCCACCACAUAAUGUUGAUACAGAUACGAUUAGGGUGAUGUAUUCUGAAGAAAUCUGUCGUGUCCUAAAAGUGAAAAACAUUCACAUAAAGCAACAGUUGUGUGUUAAAUAAAUAUUCAUCUUUUUUAUGUGAAUAAUCCAACAUGAUCUCACAGAAAUACUUGAAAUGACCCAUCCACCACCCUGACUUCCCAAUAUGGACUUUCUCACUGCUCAUACUCCCCAUGGGGGCAUUGUAUUAACCACCACCCAAUGCGUGAUGUCGUGUAACCAGGAAAUUCUUCUGUCCACCACGACAAAGGAUCCUAAUAGAUUUUCCACUGGCCAAGUUUCUGGCAGUUUACUGGUGCUGGCAUGUUAUUUUAACUAGGGCUGUACCUGACUCAGAAUAUUUCAGUCCAAUCAGAUUUGGCUGUUUAAUGUGAAUAU